Suillus clintonianus is the source of this 3313-nucleotide messenger RNA. Its product is annotated as ankyrin repeat-containing domain protein. Gene Ontology annotation, molecular function: protein binding. The coding region runs from base 231 to 3059 and encodes 942 amino acids. The transcript has 7 exons. NCBI's taxonomy places the organism in Eukaryota, Fungi, Basidiomycota, Agaricomycetes, Boletales, Suillaceae. The record is from RefSeq and is a predicted model, not a curated record.
GACCGACUGGUAAGAAGAAUGAGCAUCAGAACAUCAAUGAGAAGAACGACUUUUCUGCCUCCUUCUGCCCCAUUUGAAAACCCAUUAUCUGUACGUAUACAAAACUCAAUUCCAUCCUCACAACUCCACAAAAUAACCUCUUCUUCCACUGACCGACUCGUCCGCCCAACGCCCAUACCCAUUCCCUCUCACACUCGCUGCGCGCUAUUUACGACUGACGACUAGUAACCAUGAGUCGUGUACAACGCUCUUUUGAAAACUUUGCUUUGCUACAGGCUGCCUCAGAAGGCUCUACCGCCGCAGUGCGCGAUGCACUCAAAUCUGGCGCUGACAUUAACGCGUCUGACAACUCUGGCAGAACAAUUCUGACAUGCGCUCUCACUGCAGAUAGGUGGGAGACCAUCGACGCGUCUGACGCGUCGUUUUUGUCCGAGGAUCGCCUUCAGGUCCUUCGCAUGGCUGUCUCCCAUCCAGAAAUCUCACUAUACACGCUGAAUGCACCACAAGACUCGAUAAACGACGUAACUCCUCUCGGCAUGGCUGCAUGGCUUGAUAUGCCCCAAGCAGUCCAGGUUUUGCUAGAAUGUAGUUCAGGCGCUAUCUCCGUCGAUGCCGAGGACACGGAUGGCGCAACACCUUUGAUGUACGCAGCACGCGACGGCAGGUUGACGGUCGUCCAGCACUUGCUUGCUCAUAAAGCUAGACCAGAUCUCAGAGACCGAAAUCAUCGAUCUUCGCUCCAGUUCGCUUUACCCCAUCCAACCGUUUUAUGGACAUGCGAACAGGCGCUACGCAACUAUCGCCUACGAGAAUACCAGAACGGAAACAAAAGAGGUCUUUGCAAGCCUAGCCUCGAUAUCAACCACCUAUCACCGCAAACCUCCACUCAGCUCAUCUUCGCGCCAAGCAUUCCGCAAGCCACGACUUUUUCAUCUGAAUCUAUCUCCCUCAUCACCGACUCUGUUGUACAAGCUGUACUCUCUGCAGAUCUUUCUGUUCUUUACCCCCUGUUGUUUUCACAAUGCUUUGACCCUUCCCCUUUGGAUCACGGACCUGUUUUUGUAAAUGUACCCGAUCUGGAGGGAUGGAGCGCCAUCCACUACUGCGUAUCUGUACCAAAUCCCUCUAUCGAAAUCCUCGACGCACUGUAUCGCGCUGGCGCCGACGUCAGCUUGUUUACUAUCGGCGAACACUACACACCUCUCCACUGUUUUGCGCGGCUCGCACGCGUCUGCGAUGACAUUCUAGAUUCUCCCCAGUUGUUGUAUCAAUUCGCUAUCCAUCUUAUCCGUGAUCUCCGGGCUCCGCUCGCGGCACCCGACAAGCAUGAUGAAACUUGUAUCCAUGUAGCCGCCGAACACGGCGAAUGUCUUGAUGUACUCCUCGCACUUCUUGAUUGCGACACCACAGGCACCGUUCGCAAUCUGCGCAAUUCCCGAGGCCUUACAGCCUUCGAAGUCGCACGCCCGAUCUUCCGUUCCGCAUUUAGUCCCGACGGACAGUUCGUCCGUCCGGAGUCGUCUCUCUCUGAUCGCACUAUUAGACCCGGAACUUCGAAUUCUAUUACAUCUGUCACCUCUUUCACGGACCGCACUACCCCACUUUCCCCGCCCACGAUCCGCAUUUCCAAUGGCCCAGCCUCCCAUCUUCCCCUUGAUUUUGAUUCGACGGCAUCCGCAGAACGCCUGCUUGAAAACUUUACCCUGCUCUCAACCGAAGCACAGUUUGUCCGUGAUCACGAGGGCCUGGAUCGACUGGCCAGCGUGGUGGAUGAGACCUCACAGCUUGGGUACGACGUGCUUGCCCACUUCAGAGGGCAGGUAGACGAUGUCGCGAGUGACCUACGCGAUAUGCGGGCAGCUCUCAACGCUGUCGAUCAUCUGUGGAACACAACUUCGCACGACUUGGAAGAACAACUCCGUACACUUCCUGAUGGACGGAGUUUCGAACGCUUCCUGGCACGUAGACGCUCAGCUAGGGACUCUGAGGACUCGCAGAUCACCGCAGUGGAAGUUCAACCAACUUACGUCAAGUCUAUCCUGAAGGAGACAGAACCCAAGGUGUACGUCGAUGCUUCUGUUCUCACCGAUCCUUCGGCACCUGUACCUCUUGUGACGACAUCUGCAUCCGGCGUACGCACUGUUCCUUGGCCCGAGUGGUUGGAUAGCUUCAUCCUCAGUGCAGACUCCACGACAUACAAGGCGCACCUCGCGAACCUAAUUGAAAUCGAGCGCGAAUUGUUCUCCCGUGAGACGAUGAGCUCACUCGAAGAAAAAGUUCCCAACAAGGAGACCAAGCUUAAGAGCCUCCUGCGCCGUCGCAAGCGGUACGAGAAAGUUGAGAAAAGCGGAGCGUCGAAACUCAAGGCGUGGCUGAAGAAGAAAAUCACGGCGGAGAAGCCCUUGAAACUGCAGAUUGCAUAUGACCUGGACGGCGAAUGUGCAGUCGGAACGGAGGUUAAGGUGGACUUUACGCAGCUCUCUAUCACGAUCGCAGAUUCGGAGAAGCCCUCGAGAGCCGCAUCGCUGUCCCCGUCUCCUUCAAGCGACGAGGCUCACUCGUCCCAGGCAGUCCUUUCCAUUUCAAGCCGUGACUUGUCAAGCAUCGACGAGUGCCUUCAUGGGGUUGACCAUCUUAUUUCCACUGCUUGCCAUUCAAUUUCCCGCGCCGAGCGCAUCAUCAAGCGCACCAUUAAAACGCGUGAAACCAUGGUUCAUAAUCUUCGUUCUCGAUACCCUCCUGUCCAAAGCCCCAUAUUUGCAUUCUCCCCCGAUACGAACGCCCUCUCUGCAUAUCACGAUAUCUCCUCGCGCUCUUUCUACCUCUCUCCUGAUAGCGCCGCCUCCUCACAAUGCUCUUCAGCCCAGUCAUCAAAUAUAUCCCUGGCUGCCACCCUACAUGACGAUGAAGACGAAGACUCACGAGCAUUACGCAGGCUCCUCCUGCGAAAAAUUAACGCACGCAUCGACGGCGCUUUUGACGAGAUCGACCGUGCAAACGUAUGGUUGCGUAUCGUCAACAGCGUACUGCGCGACCUGAAAACGCGGACGACAGCAUAAGAAAAUGGACCCGCCAAUCGAUUGAACAGUUGUUGUAGGUUAUUUUUGUAACGUAUCUGUGUAUAUUAUUGCUUCAUUUUAUAGACUCAGUACUCACCGUUCAUCACCAUUUGCAUCUGUACACUUGUAGAUAAGUACCGCAUCGUAGACAUUGACAUAUGCAUUGUUGUUGUGUUUUCUUUUUUUCGAUAUUUCAUUUGUUCGCUUUCGUGUUACGAUUUUUGUGUUGGUAAAAACUUGUGAGCAAUACAGAC